CGCCAAUAUUCUCCAGACAGACACAUCAUUCUAUCUAGUACUCGUCUACUACCAGCUUAUCCAUCACGAUGCGUUUCUCAGUUGCUACUCUCCUCCCUCUCGCGGCCCUCGCGGUCCCCGCCCUCACCGCCUCCGUCCAGGCUAGGGACGGCUCCUGGGGUGGUGUCGACGACGGCAAGGAUGGCCACAAAGGCGAUGGCAAGAAAGACUACGACAACAAGGACUAUGGCAACGGUCGCAAGGAUUGCACCUGGGAGCCUGUGUUCGAGCACAAGCAGGACUUCAAGGGAUGGAACCAGGGCAAGUACACUCCCUACGACCACAAGGAUGUCAAGAAAGACACCUACGAGUUUGGUAAGCCCAUCGGUUUUAUUUUCGUCCAUGAUUAUUUUUCCUGACGUCCACUCAGACUGCAAGGACUUUUGCGAGAAGGACGACAAAUGUAACUCUUGCCAGGGUACGUCUUACGCUCACUCCUUCUUCGAUUUUAUUCAACGGUUUGUUCUAGUCUACUCCGAGGAAGAGAACGAGGAGAAGUUCAUCUGUGAGCUUUUCGAGGAGAUCAUCGACCUCCUGACCUGGGAGGACGACUGUGAUGAGGACAAGGAUGGAAAGGACAGGGAUGACAAGAAGGACAAGGACGACAAGAAGGACAAGGACGACAAGAAGGACAAGGACGACAGGAAGGACAAAGAUGACAAGAAGGAUGGCAAGAAGUACUACGACUCCUUCUUGCUGGAACGCCCACUACACCUACUAAAGUCCGACGAGGCUUUUAUGUGUGGUAACAAUGGACAUUUGUAGGAGCGUGUAUGUAUAGGAUCGUAUACCUCGAAUUCGAUCUGCAUGUGGUACCUUUCACUCCUCUCACUGUCGGCUUGAAUUUCGUGGAACGUGUAUCAGCUAGAGCUGAUUUUCUUUGCCACAUCGACAUCUCAUUCUAAGCCAUUCAUUCUUCUCCUUCAAACGAAUGGAUGCAUUGCGCGAGUAUUCUUCUGGCUUUUGGGACAUGAAACAGGUGGUGUUAUCGAUACUUUGACAAAGUACAUACCAAAGCGUGAACCACUACUUCACACUCUUUGUCAGUGUU
Messenger RNA from Desarmillaria tabescens, 1090 nucleotides. RefSeq lists its product as uncharacterized. The coding region runs from base 181 to 804 and encodes 207 amino acids. The transcript has a single exon. The record is from RefSeq and is a predicted model, not a curated record. Lineage: Eukaryota; Fungi; Basidiomycota; Agaricomycetes; Agaricales; Physalacriaceae.